This is a messenger RNA of Phacochoerus africanus (Common warthog), 2313 nucleotides long. It is a transcript of the gene CSNK2A2IP, whose product is annotated as casein kinase 2 subunit alpha' interacting protein. Lineage: Eukaryota; Metazoa; Chordata; Mammalia; Artiodactyla; Suidae. The record is from RefSeq and is a predicted model, not a curated record. The coding region runs from base 1 to 2187 and encodes 728 amino acids. The transcript has a single exon.
AUGGUGCCACUAGCAUAUUAUGAUCAACACUUUGUGCCACUAGAACACUCUUACCAACUGGCCACAACCAGCUCAUUAACACAUCAAUACACAGAUGAAAAAUUAAAUCAUCCCAAUAGCCAAUCUGUGAUCAGAGUACAAUCUCAUAGUAAUAACCUUGCAGUGCCUCUGCUAAACGCUAACCAGAAGGUGCAGAAAUCCUCACUAUUGCCCUCUGCAAAGUCUCAGGACACAAUUUCUGGGGACUUCUAUAACAGGGUUCUGAAAUCACCAUUAUCUCACUGCAAACAUCAGGCCACGCCUUCACUACACCUCCGUCAGAGAACUUCAGCGUGGACUAAUAAGAGAACCCUAAGCUCGCCUUUGUCCCACUCCAAACCUCAUAUAACAUCUUCACUUGACCUCACCAAGGCAUCAUUACUGAAGCCCAAGCAAACAGACUUGAGCUCACAAUUACCCUUUCCCAAACCUCAGAAUACAUCUUCCCUAGACCUUUGCUGGACAUCACCUACACAGAGGUCUACUCAAAGAGUGUUAAGUUCAUCAUCAUACUCCCUAAAUCAUCAAGAAACACCUUCCCCAGACUACAUAUGGACAUCAUCAUCUUUGGGACCUAAUCAAAGAGCCUUUAAUUCGGCAUUAUCUCAGUCCAAGCCUCAGAAAACAAUGUCAUUGGAUAGCCUUUGGACAUCAUUAUUACCUCACAAUCAAAGAUCUUUAAGCUCACCAUCACUCAACUCUACACUUCAAAUAAAUGACUUGCUUCAGACAGAGUCUUCUUUGGAGCCCAGUCAAACAGAUCUGAUCUCACCGUUCCCUGACUCCAUAGCUCAGAGAACACCUAUAUUGAGCUCUAAUUCCAGUGUUCUGAGAUUACCAUUGUCCAAUUCAAAACCAAGGAAAUCACCUUUACCACAUUCCAUCCAUCAGUCAAAGAGUUUGCCAUUGUUCCAGCCUAAAAUGCUUGAUCGUGACUUCAGGACUCUGAGCUCAACUGUGUGUCACACCAAAUUUCAGAACACCACUUCAUUAAGUGACAAACCCAAAGCCGCAGAUCUUUCUUCACUCCACCCUAAAUCAAAUACCUCAGGUCAAUCAUUAUUAAGCUCCAAACAUGGCAUCAGGAACAUAGCUGCUUUAACAUUGAGCUCCAGACUACAGAGUAAAAGCAGUUUGUCUCUUUAUGAAAAGACAGAAUCAAAUAAAGAAAUUCCAUGGACUUUUGACUGUAUUUAUCCCUGCAUUGUUAAAGGUGGAACUGUCCCUGAUGAUGUUGUAAAUAAAAUUGUCAAUUCUCUCUCCAAGACUAGAAUUCAGAGAGAUCUCUGUAGGCAGAUUCUCUUUCGAAGGAUGAGGGGAAGGCCAAAUCCUCGUCCUGGUCCUCGCCUUUCAUCAAGUUAUAUAGUUUGUUUAGCUUGUGCUUCCUGCAUAAAAUCUCAGUGUAACCAUCUUACAGGAAGGAAAGAUCCUCGUGCUGCUACACUAUUUGUCAUACCAACACCCGAGCCUACUUCUGAGGGAGAAAUAGAGGUGAAACUAAUUUUUAUCCUUUCCCUACCAGAGACUUCUCUUUCAACUUCUCUCCCACUCCCUGUGAAAGAAAAUCAGCCAGAUGAAGUUCCAGAUGAAAACCUUGAUGGAAUGGAGAAGAUAUCACAAAUUUUCCCUACAUCUGAACCUGAUAUCACCCAGGGGGUUAAUACACAGAAAACAUGUCUGGCAGUAGCCCCUGAAAACCAAGUUGUUAGCCAACAGCCCCAGGCUAUUGACUGGCUGCUUUAUGUGAAGAAAAGUAGUUAUCCUCAGUCAGAAUCCCUACUCCCAUCCUCUUCUUCCUCUAUAUCUUCCUCCUCAUCCUCCUCUUCGUCUUCGUCUUCCUCUUCCACUGUCCCUCCUGCUGCCCCUUUACUGCCUCCUUCAAAAGAGUCUCCCGGAGCAUCUUCCCUCUCAGGCUGUGCUUUCCCUAAGGUACUCAGUUACCACCGGUUGCCUCCAGGGGUCUCCUGGCUUGAGUUUAUAUGUAGCAAAAAUCACCAGCCACUUCCUGGAAAACCACAUCAAAGCCAAUCACCACCUUCCAAAACAAGGUCUAUGAGGAAUAGCACCACAGUAAAAAGGAGAAAGGGGCCAAAGAUAAUGUUGAAAAUUUUCCAGACAAAGUUUCAGAAUGAGAGAAAUCUUGAUUAAGUUAACUUUUGUGUUUCUUUGAGAGCAAUUGACCUAUUAGUUUUUUGACAUUAGAGUUUGAUUUCCUAGCAUGCUUAUUAAACUUAGUAUUAACUAAGUGUGCCUCUAUGUUUUAGCUGAUGAAGC